Cryptomeria japonica (Japanese cedar) is the source of this 3125-nucleotide messenger RNA. RefSeq names its product glutamate receptor 3.3. Bases 55 to 2796 code for a protein of 913 amino acids. NCBI's taxonomy places the organism in Eukaryota, Viridiplantae, Streptophyta, Pinopsida, Cupressales, Cupressaceae. The transcript has 6 exons. The record is from RefSeq and is a predicted model, not a curated record. Gene Ontology annotation, cellular component: plasma membrane. Gene Ontology annotation, molecular function: glutamate-gated receptor activity.
AGCAAAUUUUCUAGUGUUCGAUUAUGAAGAUUACCUGAACAGAAGAGUAUAGGUAUGACCAUUUCUGGGUAUGCAGUUUUGUUGCGGAUUGCCUUGGGUGCUCUUUUCUUUUGUGCGCCUUCACUGGGAGAAGUGAAAGCUCCUUCAAUAAAUAUCGGUGCUAUAAUCGCGUUGAACACAACUAAUGGAAAAAUAGCUAAGUCUGCUAUUGAAUUGGCGGUUGAAGAUGUAAACAGGAACACCAGCAUUCUGAAUGGCACGCUCCUCAAAAUUCGUAUCCGAGACUCCAAACAAGAUGCACUCACAGGCGCUUCUGCAGCACUGGAACUGAUAAGAAAAGGAUGUAUAAGCAUAGUCGGCCCACAGACAUCCGUUGUGGGUGAAUUCGUUGGGUAUUUGGGCGUUGCAGCGCAUGUUCCAGUUGUGACAUUUGGUGCAACGAAUCCCUCUCUCUCCAUGCAUCGAUACCCUUACUUCAUUCGUACAGUGCCCAAUGAUAAAAUGCAAAUGAAGGCAAUAGCAAAGAUAAUAGAGGAGUAUAAAUGGAGGGAUGUGGCUCUUGUGUAUGUAGAUGACGAUUUGGGCACAGGGGCCAUUCCGGCCUUAAACGAUGCCUUGCGAGAUGUGAGGGCAAAAAUUGUUUUCAAAGCUGCAGUGUCUCCCCAGGCUAACGCCACUUCAAUGAGAAAGGUUCUUGAGUAUGAGCUGAUGGGGCUGGAGUCGCGAGUAUUCAUCGUGCAUAUGCAUGCUGAAUUGGCCCUAAUUCUGUUUUCCGAGGCGUACAAAUUAGGAAUGAUAAGCAGUGAUUAUAUAUGGAUCAUUUCCGACGGAUUUGCCGAUCUACUGGAUUCCUUCAACGCUGAUUCUCUCCUCUCUAUGAAUGGUGUGUUGGGGGUCAAAAGAAAACUCACACAAACCGACCAGCCAAGGCUGAAUGAAUUUGCUAAAAGAUGGAAGCAGCGGUUUAGAGCCCAGAAUCCUACAAUAGCAGACCUGGAAUUAAAUGCCCGCGCACUUAUUGCAUAUGAUACGGUAUGGGCGAUUGCUUUUGCAAUCGGUCGUCUCCUGCGUAUGGAAUCGUUCAAUGGUGAUUUCUCAGAGACCUCUAGUAGCACCAAAGUUUUGAAUUUCAAGGUUUUUGACGGUGGAGAGCAAUUGCUUAAUCAGGUCCUAGAGACAAACUUUCUUGGCCUGAGCGGCCCUGUUCAAAUAAGUCGUGAUAAGGGAGAACCUUUGGAGUGCUCAUAUGAUAUAAUAAAUGUUGUUGGAAAUAAGUAUAGCGUAGUUGGGUCGUGGACAGAAAGGGACCUGAAUAUAUCUUGGAAACGAGAAAUUCAUUGGGGCGGUGGAUCAACAGAGACGCCACGCGGGUGGGAGAUACCUGCGCCAGGCAAGAAACUGAAAAUAGCCGUGCCUUGGCAGAAAGGCUUUACAAAAUUCGUCGGCGUAAAACCAGUUGACGCCGGCGCAGGUGCACAAAAGCAGACUUAUGAGAUUACAGGUUUCUCUAUUGAUGUGUUCACAUCGGUGCUCGGAAGAUUGGGUUAUAAUUUGCCCUAUGAAUGGAUACCUUAUGGGACUGGCAAUGUCACUGCGGGCUACUAUGAUGACCUCGUCUACCAGGUCUAUCUCCAGAACUUCGAUGCGGUUGUGGGAGAUGUAACGGUGCUUGCAAAUCGGAGCAAGUUUGUGGAUUUCACACAACCGUACACAGAGUCGGGACUGAUAAUGAUGGUAGCAAUUUCAGACAAGCGAUCAAGUGAUUCCAGGGCCUUCCUGCACCCCUUUACUCCAGCCAUGUGGGUAACUACUGUUGCAUUUUUCAUUUUCACGGGAGCUGUUGUUUGGUUUUUGGAGCACAGGCAAAACAGGCAAUUUAGAGGGGCGCCUCGGGAACAAGUCUUGACAUUCAUCUUGUUUUCCUUUUCUACACUCUUCACGACUCAAAGGGAGAGGAUUGUAAGCGGUCUGGGUAAAGCAGUUGUGGUAAUUUGGCUUUUUGUAGUUUUUGUGUUAGUGUCUAGUUACACCGCCAGCCUGUCUUCGAUGCUUACAGUCAGACAAAUUGUACCAAAUGUUGAGAGCCUUGACUCUCUAAUCGCCCAAAAUUUGCCAAUCGGGUAUCACCAGGGAUCUUUCAUAGACAAGUAUUUGGUACAACAGCUUGGUGUGAAUAAAAGCGUACUUCUCCCAUAUUCAUCUACAGAAGAGUUCGCCGAUGCGCUGAAGAGGGGACCCAAUAACGGAGGAGUGGCUGCCAUAUUUGAGGAGCAAACUAUUGCUCAAAAUUUGUUCCUGUCAACAGGAUGCAAUGAGUAUGCGAGACUUGGUCCCGUGUACAAAACGGGAGGCUUCACAUUCGUGUUCCCAAAGGGUUCUCCGCUGGUUUCAGGUAUUUCCAAGGCUAUAUUAAAUCUUUCGGAAAGCAAAGAGAUGCAAGAUAUUCGGAAGAGUUGGUUCAAUUCAACUGAAAACAAAUGCAACAUUGAGUCAGGUGGUUCGGAUUCAAACAAAUUGAGCCUCAAAGACUUUUGGGGCAUAUUUCUUUUCACAGGAUGCAUAUCAUUUCUCGCCCUUGUCUACUAUCUGUGUCACCUGAUUUACCGAUUUGUGCACAGAAAUGUGAAUUCAUCUCAUGAUAAAUCCAUCUCCACCCGAUUGCGAUCGUUUGCCAAUUAUGCAGACAAGAAGGACAUCCCAGCACCAAAGAGAAAGAGGCAUAAUACCGCCACUUUAUCAUAUGGAACUGAGGCUUCCACUUCCUCUGAAAUUCCUGUUUCAACAAGACGGAUGUGAACUGCAUUUCAGGAUUGUGUAAUCUAUCUAAUAUAAGUAUUCUGGUUGUGGAUUAAUUUUGGCUUCAUGGUUCAACUUAAAUGAUCAUAUCUACGGCAAACCAACUGAAUAAACGUGUUGUAAAUGUAUGUGGAAAUUUUGUCUUGACCACAAAGAUGGGAUUUGUGGUCAAACAAAAAUGAUUGUAAUAACCGUGUAGAACUAUAGAAAUUAUUGGGCAUUGUUCAAGGAUAGUUGCCGUAGCGAUAUAUAACACGUCUACCGGAUAUACAUUUGAGUGUAUUUAUUGAUAAAUAAAAAAUAAAAAAAAAUUAUUAUUAUUUUUUUGA